AUGGCAAGCAAUAAUCUUACCACCGAAGAAAUCGAACGAGCAUCCCAGCUUCUAAGUGCACAAGACAAAGCCGUUCUACUCUUCGAAGAGAUCGAGCGUGAUCUAGUCCGACAUGGCGUUACCGAAAAGAAAUUGAACGAGGAAAUCUACCAAUUGGGUCUCGACCGCUAUGGCAUCAAGACGCAUUGGCACAAGCGAGUCAUCCGCAGCGGACCAAACACUCUCAGCCCGUUCUCCGAGAACCCACCGGAUCGUGUUAUCCAGCCGGAUGACAUACUAGUGGUGGACUUGGGGCCUGUCUUUGAAGCUUGGGAGGCGGACUUUGGGCGUACCUUUGUCCUCGGAGAUGAUCCUCAUAAGAAGAAACUUCGCGAUGCGCUGGAACCGAUCUGGAACACGGUCAAGGCUCGGUAUCGCGAGAACCCGGAUAUGUCAGGAGAAGAGUUGUAUGACAUUUCUUGUGAGAUUGCUCAGCAGGAAGGCUGGGAUUUCGGUGCUGAUAUUGCCGGCCAUCUGGUUGGAUCGUUCCCUCAUGAGCGGAUUCCGCGGGAUCGGACGUCGCUCUAUAUCACCAAGCGUAAUAAGGAAUCAAUGGGGUUGUCUGGUCGUGAUGGGUUCAAGCGCCAUUGGAUUCUGGAAAUCCAUCUUCAUGAUAAAGAGCGCGGGUUUGGGGGUUUCUAUGAGCAACUCUUGACAGUUGAUUAG
Molecule: messenger RNA, 705 nt
Organism: Penicillium canescens
Lineage: Eukaryota; Fungi; Ascomycota; Eurotiomycetes; Eurotiales; Aspergillaceae
Product: M24 family metallopeptidase
Exons: 1
Coding region: 1-705 (234 amino acids)
Source: RefSeq, a predicted model, not a curated record